Molecule: messenger RNA, 924 nt
Organism: Myzus persicae (green peach aphid)
Lineage: Eukaryota; Metazoa; Arthropoda; Insecta; Hemiptera; Aphididae
Exons: 4
Coding region: 1-924 (307 amino acids)
Biological process (GO): sensory perception of taste
Cellular component (GO): membrane
Source: RefSeq, a predicted model, not a curated record
AUGAAUGGCAUUAUCGAGUACGACCAAAAACUAACAUCACUUCCAAGAUUUUUAUUUAUUCACCAGCAUUCGCAGAAGAAAAGUUGUUGGAACUUAAUUUUCAUUUUUACUAUAACUUUUUAUCUUGCGAACACAUUUCUCCUUAUGUCUAUAUGGCGACCAAGUUCCGUAGGCAUCACUAUGAUCACUAGUUUUUAUAUUCGAAUAGAAUUCAUCGUAGACAUUUCAGUAAUUUUUUCCACAUAUUUUGUCUUACAACAAUUGGAGUAUAGACUUCAAACGUUGAAUGAUUCCUGGAAAUAUCUUCUACCAGGCUUUCUAGUCGUUCCGGCUGGUGAAUUGACACAUUCCAUCACAGGAAUAACGAUGGAUAAAAUACGGUUGUUACAUGCUGAACUAUCGGACUUACUAAGAAUAUUUAGUGUAGGUUACGGACAGAUGCUAUUAGGGUUCUUUGUAUUCAGUUAUAUUAAUAUGGUGCUCAAUUUUCAUUAUAUUAUUAAUCAUAAUAGUAUGGAAAGAGAAGAAUUCACUUCUAGAUAUUUUCUAAAAAAUGUAGCACCAUAUAUUUCAAGCAUAAAGAAUGUCAUAUUUAUUUUAUGGAUUAUCAUUGCUGCAUCACGUGUACAUGAAAAGAAACGGAGGAUGAUAUCAAAUUUACGAUUAAUAAGGAUAUCAAAUUUACCGGCAAACUUAAAAAUUCAAGUUAAAAUGUUUAUGAACCAAAUAUUAGUUUUUGAAUCAAGUGAAAUCACCGGUUUCGGAAUUUUUAAUAUAAAUUUAAAUCUUGUUGUAACAAUAAUAAUACUACUUAUUACUGGAUUAGUAACAUUAAUACAAUUGAAGGAACAUCCAUUUAUGAAGCAAUCGGUAUUAAAAUUAAAGAAUUACCUACGUAAUGUAACUGCAAUUAAAGUUAAAUAA